Molecule: messenger RNA, 765 nt
Organism: Rotaria sp. Silwood2
Lineage: Eukaryota; Metazoa; Rotifera; Eurotatoria; Philodinida; Philodinidae
Source: the annotation of a GenBank genome assembly
AUGCCGCAUGAUGAUCUUCUUAUACCUGAUUCGAAGUCAUCACAACAACAACAAUCUCAACAACAACGACCAUCACCACCAUUCUAUUGUUUAAGUCAUUAUCCACUUGAACCACCACCAACUGGCAGUACAAAUCUUAUUGUUCAUUGGGGUUUAAGUCGUGAUUUUGAUAAAUAUGUUAAACAACCAAUACCACCAUCAUUAAGUGAUUUUUUAACAGAUAUUCCAUUAGCUGAAACAGCACAUCAUAAAGCAGCUUCAUUUGCUGGUGAUGCACAUGGUGGUGUUGGAACCUUACGUUCAUUAUUUGCUGGUCCAAUUAUUUCAAAAGAAAUUCUACCACUUACAGAACAACAACUUAGUGCAUUUCGUUUACAUCGUGAGCCAAUAUUACCUGAUUUAUAUCAAAUAUAUACAAGUUCACCAAAAGAACCACGUGCGGCACCAACAACAGAAACACUUCUUCCUCCACCAGUGACAAAUCCAAUACCUGGACCUUCACCACAAGUUCAACGUGUUAUUAAUGAACAAACAUCACGUGUAUCACCGGAUGUUAAACGAAAAGCACCUGCUGAUACAACACCUGUUAUACAACAACAAACAACAACACCCGUUGCUGGUAUUCUUAAUCGAACAACAAGUACGCCAACAUUAGCAGCAAAUACAAAUUUACCAUCUAGUAGUGGACAUUUAAAUGAUGAUCAAGAUGAAAUGAAUUUAUCAAAACGAAAAACUAAAAAAACUAAAAAAGAAAAAAAAGUUUAA